This is a messenger RNA of Aspergillus brunneoviolaceus CBS 621.78, 521 nucleotides long. RefSeq lists its product as uncharacterized. The transcript has a single exon. Bases 79 to 369 code for a protein of 96 amino acids. The record is from RefSeq and is a predicted model, not a curated record. Lineage: Eukaryota; Fungi; Ascomycota; Eurotiomycetes; Eurotiales; Aspergillaceae.
CUACGAGACGGGCGAUGCGGUCUCCAACUUAACCACUACGAUCAAGACAUCGGAGGAACCGCAAAGACCACAGGACAGAUGGAGAAGGGUCCCAUAAUGCACACGAUAGGGAUCAGUCCAGCACGAAGCAGCCCCAACGGGACGGAGCCCACGCUUAGAUAUGCCAGCCAGACCCCAUGCGGUGACUCGCUUGCAUCGCAAAAAACCAACCCAGACGAUCGAUCAAGUUAUCCGAAGGCAUUGUUGGGGAAAACAGCAAGGAAAGAAAAGCAGAUGAAGCAUCCCUCAAUUUUUAUGAUUUCAUUUCUUGUUUUUCUCUCGUUUCUCGGCUCUCUAAAAAAUUCAAAAUCCUCCCCGAGUACCAGAUGAGUCCCCAGUCCGAAAUUUGCUUUGUUUUCAAGAGCAAAUCCUAAGCCAUUGUCCGAGCGGAUUGGGGGGUUGUAGAGAAGUUCAAGGAUUCGCGGCGAUUCUCUGGAGUUGUUCGAAAGAGAGAGAACAAGAAAAGGAAGAAUUCCUCCUCU